Rasamsonia emersonii CBS 393.64 is the source of this 2970-nucleotide messenger RNA. Its product is annotated as 30S ribosomal subunit S4. Bases 1 to 2970 code for a protein of 989 amino acids. Gene Ontology annotation, biological process: positive regulation of translational fidelity. Gene Ontology annotation, molecular function: rRNA binding; structural constituent of ribosome. The transcript has 6 exons. NCBI's taxonomy places the organism in Eukaryota, Fungi, Ascomycota, Eurotiomycetes, Eurotiales, Trichocomaceae. The record is from RefSeq and is a predicted model, not a curated record. Gene Ontology annotation, cellular component: mitochondrial small ribosomal subunit.
AUGAGGAACAGGGCUACGACGCCUUUGAGCAAGGCGAAAUGGGCUGCCAAGUCCGUGGCUCGAGCGUACCAUGGCGAGCAGGUUCGCGAGGGUCUAUGGACUCGCAUGUUCUCCCGCCGCAUACGGAGUGUGGUCCCCAUGAACCCUGCGCAACUUGCCCAGGAUGAUGGAUCUCAGAUUUCUGCUGGUCGCGGUUCUGGGUUGGAAAAGAGACCAGAUGGCCGAAAAUCUGCCUCCUCUCCCCCACGGACGCCGUACAUGCAAAUGACGUUCGCUCCGCUUGAACGGCGAUUAGACGUCGCCAUCUUCCGAGCCAUGUUUGCAAGCAGCACGAGACAGGCCCGGCAGUUUGUCAUUCAUGGCGCGGUUACCGUCAACGGGCAAAAAAUGAGACACCCCGGCUACCUUCUCAACCCCGGUGACCUAUUCCAAGUCGAUCCCGAACGCGUCAUGUAUGCCACUGGUGCUCCGAAGGAUAGGAAAGAGCGUCGCGAAGGACGGCUGGCCAGGAAGGCUGCGGCCGAAGCAAGAAAAGCUCAGGCCGAGGGCUCUGCAGAAGGCCAAGCAGCCGAAGAGACGAAGGCCCAGAACAGCGAUGAGAAGCCUGCAGCGGAAGAAGAGUCCAAAGAAGUGAAGGACCCUCGAGAGACCUUGAAGACACUCCUUAGUCAGGCGAAGACAAUCUUGUCGAAGGAGAAGGAUGUGCUUCCGGCCAAGCGCAAGCAGGAAAUCCGCGGCUUCCAGAAGGCCGUUCGAAGCGUCCUCUCUCGCUCCGGCUCGAGCACUGUUCUGGCUGACAACCUCGAAGAGCAAUUUUCGGAACUCAUGAAGCAGCUCAAAGUGAAGAAGGCCGAAAAGAAAGAGGAGAAGAAAGACGAGAAGAAAGAAGACAAGAAGGAAGACAAGAAGGAAGACAAGAAGGAUGAGAAGAGUACCCAGAAGGACUCUGAGGCUGCUAAGAAAGCUGAAUCAUCGUCUUCAGAGCCGGCGAAGCAACCCGAGACCAAGGCAGCUGCCAACGUGGAGGGUGUUAGCGAGCAACUGAAAGAGGCUUUCCAGAAAGCAGCCCAGGAUCCUGAGAGCCUGGACGAAGAGAUGACAUCGGAGCUCACGGACGAGGAACUCGAUGUUUUGAAACGGGCUCUCGAGCAGCUCCGCGACAACCCGAUCGACAGCACUAAGCCCUACGCGACCCCUUGGCGCCCUCGCGAUUAUAUGAGCGCCUUUGCCUUCAUCCCUCGCUACCUCGAAGUCAACCAGAACAUCUGCGCGGCCGUCUAUCUCCGGCACCCGGUGGCUAGACCGGGUGUUGCAGAGGUGCCCACCCCGUUCCCCGAGUCUGUUGGACAGGCCGCUUUCGCGUGGUAUCUGCGCCGACGAUCUGAACUCCCUGGUCAAGUCGUGCUAACAUGGAUAAUUAAUAUAUUUACGGCCAUGUUCCCGUGGCAGGGAGAUCCCGCGUCGUCUGUUGGCGCCCAAUCGUCCCAUCAUCCCUCUGGUGGGAGCACUUCAUCCUUCCAGGUGCCCCAGCUGCGAUGGCUCCCUUCGGUGUUGCAGCGCAACCAGAACCCUGGUUCUUCGUCUCCGUCUACACUACGGCCAAGGGUAUCGUCCAUCUCACAUGUCGUAGACUCGCCCGCCGCAGAGACCCCUGCCGCAGAGACUCCCGUGGAAGAGACUCCGGGAGCGCAAUCAGAUGAGCCCAACUCGGGCAGUCGACCAAGCACCAGAGAUGCAGCAGCUGCAGACACGGAAGAGCAGGACCCAGACUUUGCACCGACGCCACAGGUCAAUGCUUCUGAGGCGGACGGUGCAGAUAAUACGACGACCUCCGCGUCCGCUUCCACGGCCAUCUCACGUCCCGAGGAUCUUCAAGAUGCAUAUGGCUCUCGCAUUCAUGGAAAGCGCCUGACGACAAAGGAAGAGGUGUCGCUCUUCAAGAUCUGUAACCGCCAUGCCGCCACCUUCGGAGAGCGCAACAAGCUCUGCGAGUGGUGGAGGACAGUGACGGAAGAAUUCACGCGCGAGUACGGCCAUCCGUACUCGUGGCAUUCCGUGCGGCGCAAAGUCGAGAUCGUCACGAAGCAGCGGAUGAAAUUCCUUGCGGAGCAGAAGGAGAACGGCGGAGAGGACUUGUCCAACCCGCAAUGGCGUGAACAGGUCGAUGCCUGGAUCCCGAACUGGGAGCGAUUCGAGGAGGCGGAGAGGAAGCGGAUUGAGAUCCGCGACUCGCGCAGAGGGAGGAAGAGAAAGGAUCGCUCUUCGGACGUCCUGCCCUGGCAGUCGACGCCAGAGAGAUGGUCUUUCUCCAGCCCUGCCCACGCAACCAACUCGUCUACGCCGGGGACCACGGCUGCAUCUGCACCUGCACCUGCGCCUGCACCACCGGUCUUCCAGACUCCACCAGGUGUGAAGUUGCCUGCUGGAUACGACACCAUGUUUUCGAGCCAGAGACAGCCUGCCGUUCAGCCUCAGCCUCAGCCUCAGCCUCAGACGCCUCUGGCUGGAAUCCGAGACGCGGCAUUAGGGGCAGACCAGAACCAGAGCGUGACAUCAGCCGUGUUGGAGACUCUCAGCAAGUUGAACAAGCACUUGGACAUGGCCGCCUCGCAGCAACAGCGCACAAAUUCAUCACCUGUUGUCUCUGCCUUGACAGGAGCAGCAGGAGCAGCAGCAGCAGGUUCAUCAUCCAACAACAACGAAACACCAACCAGGGGAACAGAAGACACGUCCCAACAGACGACGACGACCACAGAGAACGGGACGUCAUCGCAGCAGCUACCAGCAUCCGAAAUCGCCAAACUGAAAGAAGAACUCAAAGAGUCGCUAAAAGAAGAACUAAAAGAGGAACUACGCAAGGAAUUCGAGGCCGAGCUGAAAAAAGACCGCGCACAGCUAGAAGAGAAACUAGACUCGAUUCAGCAGACGCAGGAGAUGAUUCUGGAGAUGCUCCGGCAGGAGCCGCAGUAG